AUGGAGGACGCAGAUAAAGGACAGAUAGUAGUAGGUUACACAGAGAAAUGUCGAAUAGCAGUACAGGACCCAGAUAAAAUUCAGAUGGCAGUAGAAGAUCCAGUGAAAAGUCAAAUAGCAGUAGAAGAUCCAGAUAAAAGUCAAAUAGCAGUAGAGGACCCAGUGAAAAGUCAGAUAGCAAUGGAGGACCAAGAGAAAAGUGAGAUGGCAAUAGAUGAUCCAGGAGAAAGUCAAAUAGCUAUGGAUGACCAGGAGAAAAGUCAGAUGGCAGUAGACGAUCUAGAUAAAAAUCAGAUAGCAGUAGAGGAUCCAGAGAAAAGUAAGAUGGCAGUAAAGGACAAAGAGAAAUGUCAGAUAGCAGUAGAGGAUCCAGAGAAAAGUAAGAUAGCAGUAGAGGAUUCAGAGAAAAGUCAGAUAGUAGUAGAGGAUACAGAGAAUAUUCAGAUAGUAGUAGAGGACCAAGAGAAAAGCCAGAUAGUAGUAGAGGACCCAGUGAAAAGUCAGAUAGCAGAAAGGACCCAGUGA
This is a messenger RNA of Saccostrea cuccullata (small rock oyster), 525 nucleotides long. RefSeq lists its product as uncharacterized. The coding region runs from base 1 to 525 and encodes 174 amino acids. The transcript has a single exon. The record is from RefSeq and is a predicted model, not a curated record. Lineage: Eukaryota; Metazoa; Mollusca; Bivalvia; Ostreida; Ostreidae.